Sporisorium graminicola is the source of this 1164-nucleotide messenger RNA. RefSeq lists its product as uncharacterized. NCBI's taxonomy places the organism in Eukaryota, Fungi, Basidiomycota, Ustilaginomycetes, Ustilaginales, Ustilaginaceae. Gene Ontology annotation, cellular component: mitochondrion. The transcript has a single exon. Gene Ontology annotation, biological process: isocitrate metabolic process; tricarboxylic acid cycle. Gene Ontology annotation, molecular function: isocitrate dehydrogenase (NAD+) activity. The coding region runs from base 1 to 1164 and encodes 387 amino acids. The record is from RefSeq and is a predicted model, not a curated record.
AUGAACGCCCUUCGACAGCUCAACCGCGCUGCCGCUCCGGCGCUCAAGCAGGCCACCAAGUCGGGCCUUGUUCUGCCCAACGUGCCCCAGGUGCUUCGACCCGCCACCACACUCGCUGCUGGCACGCCCAAGAUCUCCAAGGGCCCCACCAAGUACGGCGGUGUGUACACGGUCACGCUCAUCCCCGGUGAUGGUGUCGGAGUCGAGAUCACGGACUCGGUCAAGGAGAUCUUCGAGGUUAUGAACGUCCCCGUCGAGUGGGAGCAGUUCAACGUUUCCGGCGAGACGCACGGUUCCGAGUCGCUGUUCAAGGAGGCCAUGGAGUCGCUCAAGCGCAACAAGGUCGGUCUGAAGGGUAUCCUCUUCACGCCCAUCGAGACGGGCUCGCACAACUCGUGGAACGUGGCCAUGCGCCAGCAGCUCGACAUCUACGCCUCGCUCGUCAUCUGCAAGUCGCUGCCCGGCUACCCCACCCGCCACAAGGACGUCGACUUUGCCAUCAUCCGUGAAAACACCGAGGGUGAGUACUCGGGUCUCGAGCACUCUUCCUACCCUGGUGUCGUCGAGUCGCUCAAGGUCUCGACGCGCGCCAAGGCCGAGCGCAUCUCGCGCUUCGCCUUCGACUUUGCGCUUAAGAACGGCCGCAAGAAGGUUACCUGUGUGCACAAGGCCAACAUCAUGAAGCUCGGUGACGGUCUCUUCCUCAACACGUUCCGCCGUGUCGCCGAGGAGUACAAGUCGAGCGGAAUCGAGUCCAACGACAUGAUCGUCGACAACACAUCGAUGCAGCUCGUCUCGCGCCCGCAGCAGUUCGACGUUAUGGUCAUGCCCAACUUGUACGGCAACAUUGUGUCCAACAUCGGCGCUGCGCUCGUCGGCGGUCCCGGUACCGUGCCCGGCUGCAACAUCGGCCGUGAGUUUGCGCUUUACGAGCCCGGCUGCCGUCACGUCGCCAAGGACAUCAUGGGCACCAACGCUGCCAACCCCGCCGCCAUGAUCCUGAGUGCCACCAUGAUGCUGCGCCACCUCGGCCUCGACACACAGGCCAACCAGAUCGCCGAGUCAGUUUACAAGGUCAUUGCUGACGGUAAGGUACGAACCGCCGACAUGGGCGGCAAGUCCAAGACGCACGAGUUCACCCAAGCUGUCCUGUCCAACCUCUGA